Molecule: messenger RNA, 1315 nt
Organism: Pecten maximus
Lineage: Eukaryota; Metazoa; Mollusca; Bivalvia; Pectinida; Pectinidae
Exons: 7
Coding region: 559-1137 (192 amino acids)
Source: RefSeq, a predicted model, not a curated record
AAUAUGCAUCAAACGACAUUUAAUAUCUACUUGUUAAAUGAUGCUGUGGAUUCCGUGUCGAUAAACAUAAUGUUGUGUCCGUUUACGUGCCAUGGUUGUGUCACGGACGACAUCCCACUCGUCUGUAGCAUUAUUGUAUGUGGUACGUAUACCGGAACGAAUGUAAAAGUAUUAAUCCAUAUAUAUGCAAAAUUGUCGCCAGCUGGUGUAUCGGGCCUGGUGUGACACAUGGUUAUUUGUUGAAUAUUGUGACGUACAUGCCUUGUGCUGGACCCCUGGAAAUAUGUACAAGGAUUGGAUGGAGAUUCUCCGGCGACAACAGGAAAUACCAGCCAUUUUGUGCAUGUAUUUCCAAUUAUGGAAUUAAAUUGCGGAUGAGUUUUGAAAGACCGGCACGACAUUUAUUUAAGAGACAAACAGACAGACAGACAGAUGGAUGGACAAAAGUUGAUAUAGAAGUACGAGUUUCCAAGUGAUUUGGCCAGAGUAACCUUGACCUUGCCGGUGAAAUAACCUUGACCUUGCCGGCAUAAUAACCCUGACAUUACAUGUAUUGCCAUGGAGAAGGACAGGAUCGUCAGUACAGAGAAGGGGCCCACUAAAUCGUCAACCUUUCUGUCAAAAAUCACUGUCAUCGCACGACUAUGGGCCAUUCUAACGUUGGCCGUGAUGUGGGGAGCAGGGGUGUACACUAUACAGAACCCUCCCGACGUCGACCCAAAGUUGUAUCUCGGCUGGUACCUCAUAGCUGCAAGUAUCGUGGUUACCUUGCUUGAACUUACCUGGAUCAUAAACAAAUCUACAUGUUGCAAGCGAGAAGGCUGUUGUUGUCACUGUUGGUCUGUGAUCAUGUGGAUUGAUAACUGGAAGAAAGGCGUGCUCUAUCUUCUUCUGUCCGCACCGGUAUUUAUGGAAGGCCUUCGGAAUAUCCUCGGAAUUAUAAGCGGGUUCCUACUAGUGGUGUGCGGACUAUUGUACAUUGUGAAGACAUUCAAGGAUGGAAUAGUUUACACUGUGACAGAAACUCGUUACGUAAAAACUUACACGCCGAACGUCAACAUGCUGGUGCACGAGAUGGCCACACAAACUGAUGACGACAGAUACUACGAGGAAAUCUCGCCGAACAGAAGGCGAUGACGUCAAUGACCAUACCACGCUAAAUUACUACGUCAUGUUAAAACGCCCUUUUAACAAGCUGGUCAUCGAAAUGGAGGCCACCGGGGUAUGUUGGCCAUCGACGUGAGCAUGUGUAUUGAGCAUGCUUUCCAGGCCCAAACAUGCAUUGCUUACAUUGAGAACAUGACCAAUGAAACUU